Mus caroli (Ryukyu mouse) is the source of this 3912-nucleotide messenger RNA. The record is from RefSeq and is a predicted model, not a curated record. Lineage: Eukaryota; Metazoa; Chordata; Mammalia; Rodentia; Muridae.
CGGCCUGCCGAAAUGCCUUGGGCAGCUCUCAGGCUUGGAAAUGGGUGAUGGAGUCUAGCCCCAGAUCCUGACAAUCCCCUCUCUGUAGAGCUGGCAUCUCGCAUGGGCCAAGGAUCUCCAGACAAUGCCUCAGUACCUUCUGGCGAGCAGCUGCGCUGGGCUCUGGCUGAAGUGGAGCGGCUGCUAUGGGAUAUGCGGACGCGUGACCUGGGGGCCCAGGGGGCAGUGGCAGAGGCCGAACUGGCCGAAGCCCAGAGGCUGAUGGCUCGUGUCCAGGAACAGCUGACCAGCUUCUGGGAGGAGAACCAGUCAUUGGCCACACACAUUCGGGACCAGCUGGCUCAGUAUGAGUCUGGCCUCAUGGAUCUUCGUGAGGCCCUGAACCAGGCNGUCAAUACCACCCGGGAGGCUGAGGAACUCAACAGCCGCAACCAGGAACGGCUGAAGGAAGCCCUGCAAUGGAAACAGGAACUGUCCCAGGACAAUGCCACCUUGAAGGCCACUCUUCAAGCCGCCAGCCUCAUCUUGGGCCAUGUUUCUGAGCUUCUGCAGGGCAUAGACCAGGCUAAGGAGGACCUAGAGCACCUGGCAGCCAGCCUGGAUGGAGCCUGGACACCCUUACUGAAGAGGAUGCAGGCCUUUUCCCCUGCCAGCAGCAAGGUGGACUUGGUAGAGGCUGCUGAGGCCCACGCUCAGAAGCUGAACCAGCUGGCGAUCAACCUGUCUGGCAUCAUCCUUGGCAUCAAUCAGGACCGCUUCAUUCAGAGGGCCGUGGAAGCCUCCAAUGCCUACAGCAGCAUCCUUCAGGCUGUUCAGGCUGCCGAGGAUGCGGCAGGCCAGGCACUGAGGCAGGCCAGCCGCACAUGGGAGAUGGUGGUGCAGCGGGGCCUAGCAGCUGGAGCCCGGCAGCUGUUAGCCAACAGCAGUGCCCUGGAGGAGACCAUCCUUGGACACCAGGGGAGGCUGGGCCAUGCUCAGGGCCGUCUGCAGGCUGCGGGGAUCCAGCUUCAUGAUGUCCGGGCCAGGAAGAACCAGCUAGCAGCCCAGAUCCAGGAGGCACAAGCCAUGCUGGCCAUGGACACGAGUGAGACCAGUGAGAAGAUCGCUCANGCCAAGGCUGUGGCUGCCGAAGCCCUCAGUACGGCCACCCACGUGCAGUCUCAGCUUCAGGGUAUGCAGAAGAAUGUGGAAAGGUGGCAAAGCCAGCUGGGAGGCCUGCAAGGCCAGGACCUGAGCCAGGUGGAACGGGAUGCAAGCAGUUCAGUGUCCACCCUGGAGAAGACAUUGCCACAGCUGCUGGCCAAACUGAGCCGUCUGGAGAACCGUGGAGUUCACAAUGCCAGCCUGGCUUUGUCUGCCAACAUUGGUCGUGUGCGCAAGCUCAUUGCCCAAGCUCGGAGUGCCGCCAGCAAGGUCAAGGUGUCCAUGAAGUUCAAUGGGCGUUCAGGGGUACGACUGCGUACCCCACGAGACCUUGCCGACCUUGCUGCAUACACUGCCCUCAAGUUCCACAUCCAGAGCCCAGUGCCAGCNCCNGAACCUGGCAAGAACACAGGGGACCACUUUGUUCUGUACAUGGGCAGCCGCCAGGCCACUGGGGACUACAUGGGAGUGUCUCUGCGUAAUCAGAAGGUGCACUGGGUGUACAGGCUAGGAGAGGCUGGCCCCACGACUCUCAGCAUCGACGAGAACAUUGGGGAGCAGUUUGCAGCUGUUAGCAUCGACAGGACCCUCCAGUUUGGCCACAUGUCUGUCACCGUGGAGAAGCAGAUGGUUCAUGAGAUCAAGGGAGACACGGUGGCCCCUGGGAGGGAGGGACUACUCAACCUGCAUCCUGACGAUUUUGUCUUCUACGUGGGAGGUUACCCCAGCAACUUCACGCCCCCUGAACCCCUCCGAUUCCCUGGUUACCUGGGCUGCAUUGAGAUGGACACACUGAACGAGGAGGUGGUCAGCCUCUACAAUUUUGAGCAGACCUUCAUGCUGGACACUGCGGUAGAUAAGCCUUGUGCUCGCUCUAAGGCCACCGGUGACCCAUGGCUCACGGAUGGCUCCUACCUGGAUGGCAGUGGCUUUGCCCGCAUCAGCUUUGAGAAGCAGUUCAGCAACACAAAACGCUUUGACCAGGAGCUGCGGCUUGUGUCCUACAAUGGGAUCAUCUUUUUCCUCAAGCAAGAGAGCCAGUUCUUGUGCCUGGCAGUGCAGGAAGGCACCCUUGUGCUCUUCUAUGACUUCGGCUCUGGCCUGAAGAAGGCCGACCCACUGCAGCCCCCACAAGCCUUGACGGCAGCCAGCAAGGCGAUCCAAGUGUUUCUACUGGCUGGCAACCGCAAACGUGUGUUGGUGCGUGUGGAGCGGGCCACCGUGUUCAGCAUAGACCAGGAUAACAUGCUGGAGAUGGCUGANGCCUACUACUUGGGAGGUGUGCCACCUGAACAGCUGCCCCUGAGCCUACGGCAGCUCUUCCCCUCUGGAGGCUCUGUCCGUGGCUGCAUCAAGGGUAUUAAGGCUCUGGGCAAGUACGUCGACCUCAAACGGUUGAACACCACGGGCAUCAGUUUCGGCUGCACNGCUGACCUGCUAGUGGGACGCACCAUGACUUUUCAUGGCCACGGCUUCCUGCCCCUGGCACUUCCCGAUGUGGCGCCCAUCACCGAAGUGGUCUAUUCUGGCUUUGGCUUUCGUGGCACCCAGGACAACAACCUGCUGUAUUACCGUACCUCCCCGGAUGGGCCCUACCAAGUAUCCCUGAGGGAGGGCCAUGUGACACUCCGUUUUAUGAACCGAGAGGUGGAAACUCAACGGGUCUUUGCUGAUGGUGCCCCUCACUAUGUUGCCUUCUACAGCAAUGUCACAAGGGUAUGGCUGUAUGUGGAUGACCAGCUACAACCAGUAAGGUCUCAUGAGAGAACAACUCCCAUGCUCCAACUACAGCCUGAGGAACCCUCACGGCUUCUCCUGGGAGGCCUGCCUGUGUCUGGUACCUUCCACAACUUCAGUGGCUGCAUCAGCAAUGUUUUUGUACAGCGACUUCGGGGACCACAGCGUGUGUUUGACCUACACCAGAAUAUGGGGAGUGUCAAUGUAAGCGUAGGCUGUACACCAGCCCAACUCAUCCAGACCUCAAGGGCCACGGCUCAGAAGGUUUCCCGCCGUAGUCGACAACCCAGCCGGGACCUUGCCUGCACGACACCCUGGCUCCCUGGGACUAUUCAGGAUGCAUACCAGUUUGGGGGACCCCUGCCCAGUUACCUGCAGUUUGUGGGUGUCUCCCCGUCCCAUAGGAAUAGGCUCCACCUCUCGAUGCUUGUCCGUCCACAUGUGGCUUCCCAGGGCCUCUUGCUCUCUAUAGCCNCCAUGUCGGGCCGCAGUCCUUCGUUGGUACUCUUUCUAAACCAUGGACACUUUGUCGCACAGACUGAGGGCCCUGGGCCCCGGCUCCAGGUCCAGAGUCGCCAGCACUCACGGGCUGGCCAGUGGCACAGGGUGUCUGUCCGCUGGGGAAUGCAGCAGAUCCAGCUUGUGGUGGACGGCAGUCAGACCUGGAGCCAGAAGGCUCCCCACCAUCCGGUCCCCAGGGCAGAGAGACCACAGCCCUACACCCUCUCUGUAGGAGGUCUCCCUGCCAGCAGUUACAGUUCCAANCUCCCUGUGUCUGUGGGGUUCAGCGGCUGUCUGAAGAAAUUACAGCUGGAUAAGCGGCCACUGAGGACCCCAACGCAAAUGGUGGGGGUCACACCCUGUGUCUCAGGCCCCCUGGAAGAUGGCCUGUUCUUCCCAGGCAGUGAGGGAGUUGUCACAUUAGAGCUCCCCAAGGCCAAGAUGCCCUAUGUGAGCCUUGAGCUAGAGGUGCGGCCCUUGGCAGCUGCUGGCCUCAUCUUCCACCUGGGCCAGGCCCGGGCCACUCCCUAC